AUGAGCAUAUCGAUCUUGCUCCCGGCACAGCCGAGCGACUUGCUACGGCUCAAAGACGUCGACAAGUUUCUUCUCCGAGCGAAAAAUGUUAAACAACGUAGUAUCGUCUUUUUUGACGAAUCUGUGUCGGUUUUCGUUAUUUUAAAGCAUGAUAACUCACCCAAAACUGUGUUUAUGGAUGUGUCUGUGAUGCCUGGACAGCCCCCUACAGACCAUAAACCAGAGGUGGAUUUGCCCAUACUAUCUAAGGAGGCUGCUGUUAUCGCUAGCUUUUCUUUGGCAAAUACUAGUGUCAUUCUUGAAGGAAAGAGUGAGAUUGAAGAUGCAUUUUACUCGAUUUGGACCUACCAAGUUCCAAUUGUGUAUCCUAAAAAGAAGGUUGACAACCCACAAAUCCUCAUAUCGUGCUCCUGUCGUGAUUUUAUAAUGCCAUCGGUGGAAACCGCACAGAAACCCAAAGAGGUGGAAAUUCUUCCUGAUUUGGAGCCUAAAAAUAGCACAAAUUUAUUGGCAGAACUCAACAACCCAGUUCUGAAAAACAAACUGACGGAAACCUACAACCUUCCUUCGUCUCUCAUAGAACCCUCAGAGUCUCGUCGGUCUCCUUUACCAGUUCCUGAAAAGUCGUUCCACAGCGACACACUUUUCCAAACCUCCAUAUCGGUGCCGGUUUCGGUUUCUCUUGUGAUUCGACUAAAGUCCACCAAACCAGCAGGCCGCAACAAUGUGUUGCUUGCAACCUUGAAUGUGGAGAGCUCAGAAGAAUUGGGCGUGCUUUUGUCCAGCGAAGAUACCCAGUCAUACUACUUUUCCAUUUUGAGCUUGGAUGUUUCUUUCAAGUACGGCUCCAUGGUCGAGCUCACGGCCUCCGACUACAAGAUGCCCAUGCGGAUACGUCUUGCGGAUGCUUUGAACUUGACAUACAAGUUAGUCAAUGCCGACUUUGAGCGAGAACCACUGGACCCUCAAGUCAAUGCCAGUUCCAAAGCACUCAAUAUCAAACUAGUACUUCAGGUCCAGCGCUACGACUGCUCUGCCAAUUCCUUCGUCAACGUGAGCAACGAAAUUACCACUUUUUGGGCUCCAAUACUCGACUUCACCAUCAUGGCUCCUCCCAUAAAUAGCUCGUUGCGAACCUCGGUGGGCUACUCACAAGUGCAGUCGGUGGGUGGAAGAGGUCUCCAGCGCAAAUCGGCUCUUCACAGUGUCUACAGCAUCAAAAGCAACAGCAAUUCGUCGCAACUAGUCAAUGGAACAAACAUCAAUCCACCAGCCGUCCAGCCAGGACUCAAGCAAUCACCGCUUUGUUCGUCAAAUGUUACGGUUAAUUUGGCCAAUAAUCCAGCUUCGGCGCUUUCCGGUCUUAAACUCACUUUUAUUGGAAGCUUUACUUUGAAACUCGGAGAAGUGAGUUCGUGGAAAAUCCAAGCAAUUAAUAACUCCAGCAGUGCUCUCAACUUAUCUAUUGUGGUUCAGGAUCCGCUCCACUGGGCCGCCAAUGCUGCUCAAAGAGGACCUGUUUCGAAUACUUCUUCGUCAAAUGUUCUAGGACAAAAGUCUGGAAAUGAUGUCUUGGUGGUGAAUAAAAUUCAUCUUCUCAACGAAAUCGCAACUAUGAAACCUCGUUCUGGCGGGGUGGUUUUUCUUGAAAAUGACAUUAGAUUGGGACCCUUGGAAACCAAUAAUGUGAUGGAAACGUCUAUUCAACUCAUGGGCAUAGCCCGUGGAAUCCACAAUUUGGAAGGCAUAAAAGUGUUUGAUACAAACACCGGCGACGGCUUGGACUUUGGAAAGCUUGUACAAGUGUUUGUGACAUAA
Molecule: messenger RNA, 1818 nt
Organism: Meyerozyma guilliermondii ATCC 6260
Lineage: Eukaryota; Fungi; Ascomycota; Pichiomycetes; Serinales; Debaryomycetaceae
Exons: 1
Coding region: 1-1818 (605 amino acids)
Biological process (GO): intra-Golgi vesicle-mediated transport
Cellular component (GO): trans-Golgi network; TRAPPII protein complex
Source: RefSeq, a predicted model, not a curated record